Dictyostelium purpureum is the source of this 2619-nucleotide messenger RNA. RefSeq lists its product as uncharacterized. Gene Ontology annotation, molecular function: transmembrane signaling receptor activity. The record is from RefSeq and is a predicted model, not a curated record. Gene Ontology annotation, biological process: signal transduction. The coding region runs from base 1 to 2619 and encodes 872 amino acids. NCBI's taxonomy places the organism in Eukaryota, Evosea, Eumycetozoa, Dictyosteliales, Dictyosteliaceae. The transcript is spliced from 4 exons.
AUGAUAACGACACUAUUAUUGUCUUGGGGUGGGACUAUAUCCUCAAAGAUAUUAAGUAAUAAUCAAAACAGUGACCAAACUCCAGCAUUUACAAAAAGUAGUAGCAAUGCAUUACUAAAGUUAGAUGAAAACAACAAAAAUCCAAUAAUAGCAGUAGCAACAGCAACAACUAAAAAAGUAGCGGAAGCAGUAGUUUCGACAAUGACCACUGACACCAAAAAUAUAGAGCAAACGAUUAGUACAGCUGAUUCGAGUUCAGAUACGGUUCAUCCAUUACUACACGAUGUUUACAAGUUUAUGAGAGAGGGUAUAGUUUCGUCAAUUUUCUUUUUAUUUUUGAUGGCAUUCUCUCACUUUAUAAUAAGGCGUUAUAUAAGGAAAAAGGAUGCUUUUUGGAAUAAAAUUUUUUGGGGCGCAAAUAUAUCAUUAUUUAUAAUAUUACCAUUCACAUAUUUUUUAUAUGAGUCUGAAGGAAUAAGGGGUAGGCCUCUAGGUAAAAGAAUUAAAGAGGCAUUGUUGGUAUUGCUAUUAGUGGCUGUAAUUUUUGUUGGCUUUGUUUUUAUAGUAUUCAGUUUAUUUUAUGAAGAAAAAGAAGAUAGUGGUCUAUUUGAACAUUUUAAAAGAAUUAGUACAGAUUAUUUACCUUUUUCAUAUUCAUUAAUAUCAACAUUCGGUACUGUUGUUGUAAUGCUAUCAAUACCAAGUGGAUUUAAUUAUUUAAUUACAAAAUGUAUAAAUUUAAGAAUUGUAAGACCAGUCGAGGACGAAAUUAAAGCAGCUAAAAUGGAAAUUGAAAGUAUUAACUUCACUUUAGAAAGAGCAGCAGCAGCAGGUUUUAUAAAUUUAAAUAAAAAGAAAAGUAAAACUAGAAAGAGAUUAGAGGAACUUAGAGAAUCAAAAAAUUAUGAAAAGAAAGAAAACAUUAAAAAUAAAACCAAUAACAAUAUAAAUAUAAAUAGUAAUACUAAUAGUAACAACAGUAAUAGUAGUAGUGAUUCAUCAUCAUUAAAUAAAAGCGAUAAAAUAAUGAUUGGUGAUAAUCAGCAAAAUGUAAAUAAUAAUAUCGAUAUAGCUCCAAAUUUAUCACCACCAUUAAAUUCACAAAAUUUAUCACACAGUUUAAAUAUAGCGAAAGAUUUAAAUAGUAUAGAUAUAAAUAAUAAUACAAAUAUAAAAGUUAAUAAUAUUAAUUCCAGUAAUAUAAUUAAAAGUCAAGGUAACAGCAUACAAAAUACCUCCUCUGUAAAUAGUAAUAUAAACAAUAAUAACAAUAGCAAUAACAAUAAUAACUCAGAUAGCUUAGAUAAUAAUGAUAGUAUUAUAGAUAAUUUAGAUAAUGAUAUACCAAAUAAACAUAAUUACGAAAGGAAAAAAGAUUUAAAUUUUAAAAUAUCACAGGAAGAAAUUCAAAAAUUAGAAGAUACAAGAGACGAAUUAUAUUUAUAUAUAGAGAAAUUAUUAAAGCCAAGUUAUUUCUCAUCUACCAUUCCAAGAUUUUUAGCAUCAGUAUUUCUUACAUUAAUCAACUUUACUAUAACUGGUUGGGUUAUCUUUAAGGUUUUCAUUCACAUGGUAAAGAGAUCGUUUGAAUUAUUUCAAUUAGAUUCAAUUAAAUCAUAUUUCGAUACAUGGAUGUCAUCGGCUAUAGAUCUUUCAAAAGGUUCAUCAAAACUAGGUCCAUUCGAAUCACUAUUAGAAACUACAAUUAUUAUCUAUUUAAUGAUAUCAGCAUUUGUUGGAUUUUUAAAUGAACCUUAUUUUUCAAAUAUUAAACCAAGAAUUCAUUCAACAUCACUAAGAAAGAUGAUCAUCAAUACGGGUAUUAUAUUGUUAAUGAGUUCAAGUUUUCCAGUUGUAGUUAGAACAUUAGAAAUCAGCAGAUUUGAUUUAAUGGGAUACUAUUCACAUACAAAUUAUCUUAGAAACGACUUUUUCAAAGUAUUAUAUAGGUGCUCCUUCUUAUUCAUCGUUGCAAGAAGUUAUUUAAAGAGUUUUGAAAAUUCAAGAUUGGUCUACUCUUUUAAUGCAAAUUUACUACUACCAUUAUUGACUAGAUUCAUACCAUCAUUCAUAUUGAAUAGACUAUUGAGUCAAAGUACAAUACAAAAAAUUAAGCAACAACAACAAAUAGAAAAGCAAAUUUUGAAACAACAACAAAUUUCAGCACAAACCAAUGUCGUUAAAAGUAUUCAUUCAGUUGCCAAUGAUUCAACACCCUCAUCAACAUUGUUUUCUAUCAUUUCUAAAAACCAAAACUUUUUACCAAUACCUUCAAGUUCAACUUUUGGUUCUCCCACAAAAACAACAUCAAAUAAUAAUAAUACCUCGCCAAUCAACAAUAUUUUAGCAACAAUAUCACCCAAUAUUUCAUCCACCUCAUCCGUUUCAUCAACAGCAUAUACAACUCCAACUUCCCCAUUAUUAUUAUCCUCUUCCUCAUCGUCCUCGCCAUCAAAUUUAUCUGCACCCUCAUCACCACUCUUGGGUAGAUCUAGCAAAUCAUUAAAUAAUAAUAAUAACAAUAAUAAUAUUAGUAAUAAUACUAUUAAUAAUGAUAAAACAAAGAAUCAAUUAAAAUUAUCUAAAAAGAAUUCAAUCUUUUCAUUUUUUGGUGAAUAA